Messenger RNA from Pyrus x bretschneideri (Chinese white pear), 1255 nucleotides. RefSeq lists its product as uncharacterized. Bases 321 to 1004 code for a protein of 227 amino acids. NCBI's taxonomy places the organism in Eukaryota, Viridiplantae, Streptophyta, Magnoliopsida, Rosales, Rosaceae. The transcript has 4 exons. The record is from RefSeq and is a predicted model, not a curated record.
AUCAAAACACACGACAUAGUAAACAUAAGAAUAUUCUACAUCUGUCCAUCUUUGUCUUUUUAUAGUUUCUUGUUCCCGUUGGGUUUCUCCUUAAGAAAAAGGUUGAUUUGUGCCGUACUCUGCGUGCGUCCUAACUCCACCAUCAGCUGCAGCACUUCUCUCUUCCACGCAAAGACUUCUUCUGAUAGUUUUUGAAGGUUGUUCACUGUGAUUCUUUGAGAAUCAUAGGCUUACGAUAAUUUGUAACCAGGAAUUACAUCUUAAGCCGUAACCGAAAAAAGGGGUUGUCCUUGUCCUACUUUGAUUGGUAGGGUUCUUAUAUGGCUUCAGGAGAAAAAGAGUUUGAAAUAGAACUUGAAAGUGGAGGGAGUAACGGACAGAAAAUUAAGUUCUUGGGUGGUGUUUUCGGUUGGUUUUUGCAUUUGAAUGAAUCAAUUACAUGUACAUGUGGCAUUGUAUCAUCUAGCAGUCUGGAAAAAUCUGGCGAGGUUUCGAAUGUCAGUGUAGAGACACUAAUAGAAAGGAAUUCAGAAGGGGAAGAGAGUCAAGGACAUAUGCCCCGAGCAGAAAAGGCGUGUGAGAAUGAGCAGUGUAAGAAGAAAAACUCUAGGAAUGCUCCUAAGCCACCACGACCUCCUAAACGUCCAUCACUGGAUGCCGCUGACCAGAAGUUGGUUAGGGAGAUCACUGAGCUGGCCAAGAGAAAGCGUGCAAGAAUUGAACAAAUGAAAGUAGCAAAGAAGAUGAAAGCAUCCAAAUCAUCCUCUUUCUACAGCGGCAUAUCUGCUCUGAUCAUCACACUACUCUUCUUCUUUGUCGUAAUCUUUCAAGGGAUAAGCUCCAGAAGCGUUCCAACUGUGGGUACACAGGGGUCUCCUGAGCCAGCAGUCGCAACAACUCAAGGUUUUGUCCCAGUUGAAUACCACAAAAGUGACAUACGACGUUCUACCAAUCAAAACUUUGGGGAAGACCAGAUUUCCCGUUCAGGUGGAUGGGGAAGUUGAUGGACAAUAUGAAAGGGGGUUGACGAUAUUGGUGCUUACAUUUUGCUGCCUAUGGUCCAUGGAAUUAAUACAGAUCUGUUUUCUUCCUCCAUUCUUUAAUGUUGCAGCAGGGGUAUCUUUUUUCCUUUGUAUAUAUAUGUACAUACAGCCAAAAACUACACGAGAUUUUCGACUCUUGUACAGUAUUUUAAUUCAUUUGGUGAAAAGAAUGAUUGUGUUGAUGAGAAAUGUAGUGCUUAUUUGUUGCGGAA